This is a messenger RNA of Dromaius novaehollandiae (emu), 2739 nucleotides long. RefSeq names its product ankyrin repeat and zinc finger peptidyl tRNA hydrolase 1 (gene ANKZF1). Bases 5 to 2227 code for a protein of 740 amino acids. Gene Ontology annotation, molecular function: protein binding. The record is from RefSeq and is a predicted model, not a curated record. The transcript has 16 exons. NCBI's taxonomy places the organism in Eukaryota, Metazoa, Chordata, Aves, Casuariiformes, Dromaiidae.
CAGGAUGUGGCGUACAGCAGCUGAGGGCGCUUCCGGGGCGGGCCGGGGGGGCUGUCGGCGGGCCGGGCAGCGGCAUGUGAGUGGCGGUUCGCGGGCCGGAGCAGCAACGAUGCCAGCCCUGGAGAGCAGAUCCAUUUUUGAGGCUUCCCAGGACCCCACCUUCCUGUGUGGGCUGUCCCUUGUCACUGGAUUUUCAGUGGAUUCAUCAGUCACGGACCCAGGGCCCAUAAACCAUGAGAAACCUGCAGUUGCCAGUGGUGAGGAGAGAGCCCGGGGGGUCCCCAAGGUACCCGACCGGAUGUACUGCUCAACUUGCGCACAGGCGUUCGACAGCCGGGAGGAGCAGACUGAGCACUACCAUCUUGACUGGCACCGUUUCAACUUGAAGCAGCGGCUGCUGGGGCACCAGACACUGCCGGCAGAGGGAUUCGAGGAGAAGACCUGCGCAGGUGAUGUUUCUAGCAUCUCAGGAUCUGAUUCGGAGAGCUCCAAUUCGAGCAGUGAGUCAGAGUCGCUGCCCCCUGCCAGCGAUGGUCCUGCGACCCACCAGGUCCCCCGCUCCCACAAGGUGCUUUUCAGGAACGCGAAGGGCGAACUCAUCUCUGCCUACCGCUGUGUGCUGGGCUCUGGAAAGGGUGACAGCGAGGAGCCAGCAGAGCUGGUGGCAUCGCUCCAGAGCCUCAGUGCGAGCACGUGCUGGGUUGUGCUGAUGAUGGGUGGCGGACACUUCGCAGGAGCUGUCUUCCAGGGCCCCCAGGUGCAGGAGCACAAGACCUUCCACCGCUACACAGUGCGAGCCCGGCGGGGCACAUCCCAGUGCCUGCGGGAUGCCCAGACCCCAGCUGCAGCACCCAGGUCAGCCGGAGCCUCGCUGCGACGUUACAAUGAGGCUGCGCUGCUCAAGGACAUCCAGGACCUGCUGGCAGGCUGGGCGCACCACUUGCAGGAAGCCCAGCGCAUCUUCCUCCGGGCCCCCCGCCACAACCGGUCGCUGCUCUUUGGUGGCAGGAACCCACCUCUUACCCGGGGUGACACCCGCGUCUACCACAUCCCCCUCAGCACCCGCAGGGCCACCCUGCGGGAGGUGCUGCGAGUCCAUGCCGUGCUGGCCAGCCUGCAGGUAUACGGGAAGGACACGCCACUGGAAGACAUCACUGGGUCCCCCCGGAAGAGCUGGCAGAAGGGGCAGCGGGUGGCAGUAGCGGAUCCUCUGCGGGAGGACAGGAGUGCCCCUGCCCUGUCACCCCCCUCAGCCCCGGAGGAGGAAGAGGAGGAGGACAGCCUGAGAGGGGAGCUGGAGACUGUGGAGGUUACAUUGGGAACCUUGGACCUCCAGGAGUUUGAAGUGAUGCCCAAGCGAAACCGCAAGAGGAAGAGGAAGAGGGACAAGAAGGUGGAGAAAGGGCCCUGUGCUGAGGAGACGGGAAGCCCGGAGCUGUCGACAGAGCCACAGGGGCAGGCUGGGGCUGAGCCCCUUUCCUGGGAAAAUGGAGGAGACCCCCAGACCCAGCUCCGCGAUGCCCUGUUCACAGCCUGCAAGACGGGGGAUGAGGGCACCCUGCGGCAUCUCCUGGGUGUGCCAGAGAGCGGGAGCCCGCCAGGGGACAGCGAGGGUGGGAAGGAGGCUGUGCCCUGCUCCCUGCUCAACCAGCCUGUGGAUGAGCGUGGCUACACCCUGCUGCACGUGGCAGCACGUGCAGGGAAGGCCGAGGCCGUGUACCUGUUGCUGGAGGCAGGAGCUGACCCUGCGCUCAGAGACAGGCAGGAGCAGCCCCCCUACUGCGUCUCUGCUGACAAACCGACCCGCAACGCCUUCCGCAAGUUCGUGGUGGACCAUCCUGAUAAGUAUGACUACAGCCGUGCCAAGGUGCCCGGGCCCCUGACACCAGAGAUGGAGGCAAAGAAGCUGGAGAAGAAGCGGGCACAGAAAGCCCAGCGGAAGCAGCGGGAGCAGGCACGGAGGGAAGAGCGGCAGCGCUGGGAGCAGGAGCAGGACGAGAAGCAGCGGUUUGCUGCCCUAUCUGACAGGGAGAAGAGGGCCUUGGCUGCUGAGCGGAGGCUGGCUGCACAGCUGCAGGAUGCCGGCACAACUCUUGCUAACACCAGCCGCUGCUGGCACUGUGGGGAGUCCCUGCUGGGCCAGAUCCCUUUCCACUACCUUGACUUCUCCUUCUGCUCCACGGCCUGCCUGCAAACCCACCGCCGAGCCCGGGCCAGUCACACAUAGGGCUGGAGACUGCUGCCACGUGCCAAGGACCAAUGCAGCGGAGACAGGGCUGAGCACUGGCUGCAUGGCAGGGGCACGGAGACCCCUGAAGCGCUGCUGUGUGGAGUGACUGAGCUGGCCAUGUCACUCUCUGGGGCAAUUGCGGCAAGGCUUCGGUCAGCCGCAGGGUGCACACUGCUCUAGGCAGGGCUCUGGGGGCAUUAGAGCCAGGAUCCCCUACGUGCUAACAUGAGGGGCCUGGGCUGCCCCAUGGCCCAGCCCGGCUCCAGCUGGGAGAUCCUGGUGGCUGCCCUUUUCCCUGCUGCCUUCCAGACUGCUGCCUCUGGCGCUGGGACAGAUCCUAAUGCAUCCAGACCCUGCAUCCCUGAGCCGCUUGCAGCCGUGCCUAUGGGCAUCCUCGAGGCUAGGCUUCUUCCUCUCUUCUCCUGGGUGCCGUUGGCAUCUCAGCCAUAUUGUGUUGGCAACUACCUCCUGUGCCUGUAUUGUCAAUAAAGAGGUGUCUGAACCUGCUA